AUGAAUUAUGCAUAUGGAAGUGCCAAAACGGAUAGUAAUUUAGUACCAGACGUUACAGAAAUGAGUAUAACCGCACCAGAUGUUCGUCAACAAAUAAGCCUGCACAAAAAUAAUACCGAUUUGACUAAGAUAAAUUUCGAUCAAACUAUUUAUAUCAUAUGGGCUGGAGCUAAUGAUUAUUUCUUUAAUCUCAAUUUAUCUCCAUUUGCUGUUGUUGUAAGUUUAAUGAAUGAUAUCAAUGAUCUAAUUCAGCUAAGUACUAAUCAUAUUAUUAUUGUUAAUCAACCACCUUUUCAAUCAUAUCCAGCUGUUGUUGGUUUGAAUAUUAGCUCUUAUUUAAAUCAGCUAACACUUGCACAUAAUAGUAAUUUAUCAAAUGUUAUGCAAUCACUUCAGUUGAAUUUUUCGAAUGUUUCAUUAGAAUUAUUUGAUGUCUAUUCACGUAUUACAAAUAUUCUUAUGAAUUCUUCUACUUAUGGAGUAAAUAGUACGAAAAAUUGUUGGGACACAUCAAAUCAUACUUCCAUCCAAAUGUGUUCAUCUCCUGAUACUUAUAUUUUUAUUGGUGAAUAUCAUUUUACUACUCGUGCACAUCAAAAAAUUGCUGAUAAUGCGCACGUAUAUUACUUGUAA
Molecule: messenger RNA, 633 nt
Organism: Rotaria socialis
Lineage: Eukaryota; Metazoa; Rotifera; Eurotatoria; Philodinida; Philodinidae
Source: the annotation of a GenBank genome assembly